Messenger RNA from Podospora pseudocomata, 747 nucleotides. RefSeq lists its product as uncharacterized. The coding region runs from base 295 to 531 and encodes 78 amino acids. The record is from RefSeq and is a predicted model, not a curated record. The transcript has 3 exons. NCBI's taxonomy places the organism in Eukaryota, Fungi, Ascomycota, Sordariomycetes, Sordariales, Podosporaceae.
GUUUCCUUUGCUGCAUAAUUGUACAUCAAAAAUACCUAAAUGCAGGCGGAAUGUGAGGCUCCAAUUUGUAUAUAAGUUGGGGCUCUUUCAAUAAAUCUUCUUAUCCAGAAUGCCUUGGAAGUCUGAGUCUUUCUCGCAACGUGCCCGCCAUACGAAGCCUCUUUUCAGGCCGGGUUCGGUCUUCGGCACGGAACAUCCUCGCCACUUCUUACCAUCCGGGCUUAGCCAGUACUUUACACCUGGUUGAUCCCCCCCCUCUGAGCCAGGGCUUUCAGCGCCCAACACAGGAGAGAAAUGGCAGAGCCUCUCUGGGUUCGCCACGGGCCCAUUCGCCUGAGGUACAUCGACAACGACUACCUUGACUCGGAACUCAGAGCUCUUUUCGCUCAAGUUCAAUUUUUCGUCGAAAUUGAGAUGGGGGUUUGUUGGGUCACACUGCCGCACCCUGAAGUUUUGACCGCGGAACAUAUUCAGUAUAUCCAGAGCAGACAACCACAUUACUCUCGUCGAUCCCGAAGACCCAGACGUUGACGACUCUUCAGGACCUGAAGUAUCUCUAGGCACGCUGGUCAGGGGCGGGGUACCACUGCGUAGGGGUCGAGUCCAGCAAAUCGACACUCAAGGAUUCAGUUGGGCACAGGACUGUUGCAAAACCCCCUUCUUUUCCUUCGUCAAUAAUUACAUACGAGACAGAAGCCAAAUAUGAAGGAGUGGCCUCCAAAUAUCUCUGUUAUACCUAACGUACAU